Puntigrus tetrazona (Sumatra barb) is the source of this 1257-nucleotide messenger RNA. It is a transcript of the gene cldn10a, whose product is annotated as claudin 10a. Gene Ontology annotation, cellular component: plasma membrane; bicellular tight junction. Gene Ontology annotation, biological process: bicellular tight junction assembly; cell adhesion. The transcript is spliced from 7 exons. NCBI's taxonomy places the organism in Eukaryota, Metazoa, Chordata, Actinopteri, Cypriniformes, Cyprinidae. The record is from RefSeq and is a predicted model, not a curated record. Gene Ontology annotation, molecular function: structural molecule activity. Bases 162 to 875 code for a protein of 237 amino acids.
CUGAAGAAGACUCAUGUUUUGGUCAGGUCGGGUUAUGUUUUGUAACUCCCUCUGGGGGCACGGAGGGAAACCAUUAACGGGCUGAGCACAGGCAGGAAGACCCGUCUGACCUCCGCUUACCGGCACCCGAGACACUCUACUAAAGUGAAGAACGUGGGAAAAUGGGUAACAUGGCAACAGAGAUUGUUGCCUUCCUUCUCACCGUAUCCGGAUGGAUUCUGAUCUCUUCUACGCUCCCAACUGACUACUGGAAAGUGUCGUCAGUGGACGGGACAGUCAUCACCACAGCAACCUUUUGGUCCAAUCUAUGGAAGACGUGCGUUACAGAUUCAACCGGAGUCUCCAACUGCAAGGACUUUCCUUCUAUGCUUGCGCUGGAUGCUUAUAUCCAGGUGUGUCGUGGACUGAUGAUCUCAGCUGUGUGUUUGGGAUUUUUUGGAGCCGUUCUGGCACUAGUGGGCAUGAAGUGUACCAAAAUAGGGGGAUCAGAGACCACCAAAGCCAGGAUCACCUGUCUAUGUGGACUACACUUUAUUCUCAGUGGAAUCUGCUCUAUGACCGCCUGCUCUCUCUAUGCACACCGGAUAACAUCAGAAUUCUUUGACCCCUUAUUUGUGAAACAGAAAUUUGAACUCGGGGCGGCGCUCUUCAUUGGCUGGGCAGGAUCUGUUCUCAGCAUUCUUGGAGGAUUUAUCUUCUGCUUUUCCAUGAUGGAGGGAUUCAGCAUCAGGGAGUACUCCUACAACGGCACCACGUCCUUCAUAUCCACACGAACCAAGAUCACAAAGAUGGGCAGAAACCCCGAGACUCCUCAGAAGGACCCUCCAGACCAGAGUUUCUCUGGCAGGCAGUUUGGCAGGAACGCAUAUGUUUGACUUCAGCUUCUUUAGUGAAGCUGAAAACAAUCACAAGUAUACACCGUGUAAAGUCACCUAUCAAACAAACCCUAGAACGAAGAACAUGAGAUGGUGUUGCGCGAGGCUGCUUUCAUCAUCGGAGAAGACUGCACAGAGGUAAAUGUUAUAUAUUAUUAACGUACGUCCUAUCUGGGUGAAUUCAGAGAUUGUUGCCAGAGGUUAUUUUGAUGAGAUAUGCCUAUAAACAAUGUAUUGCAGCAUAGACCGUUUUGUCAGGAAAACACAUAGUGCCUAAGAAACCUCAAGCAAACUUUCCAGGUUGAAUGAGAUAGAGUUGCCAGAUUCGGGACUCGGGCGAACCGAUGACAGAGAGGACAGAGAGAACAGCUGCGCUUCAUUG